This is a messenger RNA of Andrographis paniculata, 2442 nucleotides long. RefSeq lists its product as uncharacterized. Gene Ontology annotation, biological process: attachment of GPI anchor to protein. The transcript is spliced from 5 exons. The record is from RefSeq and is a predicted model, not a curated record. Bases 465 to 2435 code for a protein of 656 amino acids. Gene Ontology annotation, cellular component: GPI-anchor transamidase complex. Lineage: Eukaryota; Viridiplantae; Streptophyta; Magnoliopsida; Lamiales; Acanthaceae.
GUAUAUUAAUUUUCUUACUUUUUGUUGUUGGCACUAUCAAAUUUGUGGCUUCAAUUAAAUUCCCAUGCUUCCAAUUUUUCUAAAAAAUAAAAAUAGAAAAAUGGCUAAUGUGAGGCCAUAAAUUUCACCAUAAUAUUAUUUUAUUUAUUUAUUAGUUUUUAAGUAAUGGGCUUUUGCAUUUGGGUUUAGGCUCAAAAGGAAGCCCACAAAUAAUCGGGUAUGCUCUCACCAAUAUAUAUAUAUUUUUUAAAAAACGAUGAGCCGCCGGCGGGUCACGGUUCGUGAAGGUAGGAGCCGAAACCGGAGUGUGUAAAAAAUCGGUUUCGGUUCGACGGCGUUUCCGGUUGGAACCGGUACCACCGAUUUAAAUCCGGCAGUCCAGCGGAAAGUGGUUUUAGCCUGGCUUCCUAAUUGAAGAAUUGCGUUUCUAUAGUGCGUACCCCUAAUUUGGAGGUGCUGAACAAAUGAGGUGCAUAAAGUCCUGGGUUUUGUUGUUUUGGCUGCUAGUUUCUGCAUCUGAAUCUAGGGCAAACGCGGAGGAAGUAAGACAAGUGGACGAGGAGUUUACUGAGGCGCUGCUGCUGAGGCCAUUGCCCGAUCGGAAGGUGUUGGCUCAUUUCCAUUUUCAGAGCACAGUGCCACCGACUCGGACCUAUGGUCGCCACCAUCACCUCUUCCCUAAAUCCAUUUAUCAGCUGGUUCAUAAAUUCCAAGUCCGAGAAAUGGAGCUUUCUUUUACUCAAGGUCGCUGGAAUUACGAGCGCUGGGGAGGCUAUGACCCCAUAUCAAAUAAGAAUGCAAAGCCUCCUGGAGUGGAAUUAUGGGCUGAGUUUGAUGUUCCUCAUCAUCAGGUUGAUGAUUCUUGGAAGAAUCUAACUCAUGCACUUUCAGGGCUCUUCUGUGCCUCCAUCAAUUUCUUGGAGCAUUCAACUAGUUACGCUGCUCCUCAGUGGAGUUUUCAAUCGUUUUCAGGAAAACUACGUUAUGGUACGUUGCCUCGUGAAGCUGUUUGCACUGAGAAUCUCACACCCUGGUUGAAGUUGCUUCCUUGUCGCGACAAAGCUGGGCUGGCUUCACUGAUGAAUAGACCUUCAAUAUACAGGGGGUAUUAUCAUUCCCAGAGGCUGCAUUUGAAAUCGGAUGAGUUUGAUCCAUCUGAGCUGGAUACAGGGAUUGUACUCGAACAAACCCUUACAAUUGUUCUUCAACCAGUCACUGUUUCUGAAAAAAUAUCACCAUCAAGUUGGUCCCUGAGCUCAUUAUUUGGCAGAGCAGUUGGUGGGAAGUGUUCCUUGUCUAAUUCUAGCAAUGUGUACAUCCAGCUCGACCAGAAAUUAGUAUCAGAAAUUAAUGAAUUGGAGAAAAAUAGCGAUGAUUAUAAGAAAGGGAAUCCUGUUGUGCAGGGCACACAGAAUAACCCUCUAUUUGAAUUAUCACAUCAACCUAAAAGGGUUGUAAAAGAAGUUUACUCGCCAGAGCAGGGCUCUAUCUUCUUUGAAUUUCCCAUUGACUACAGCAGGUCUGAACAAUUCAAUUUGGGUUUAAGGUGGAAAGUGCCAGUAGUCUGGUCUUGUCAGCAAGCACCCUUGCACGUUAGUAGAUUCCUAUUGGGUAGUGGGAAUGAGAGGGGAGCUAUGGCUAUCUCAAUGAAAUCUACCAAGAGCAAUAGUGUUGAGAUAUCUGAUAACAAUGGGAAACAAUGUUGGUUGAGAGUUGGCAUUUUCCAAGUUGUUCCUUGGUAUGUCAAGGUCUAUUACCAUACCUUGGAAAUGUUCUUAGAUGGAAAACUUCAAUCUACAAUGGAUAGCAUAGAGAAAAUACAUGUUUCGCCUUCUGAAGACAAGGUCUCUCCUGGAGUGAUAGAAAUAAUUUUGAGAUUACCUUGUAGUGUUAAAACAGCUGCAUUGACUUUGGAAUUUGAUAAGGGUUUUCUUCAUAUUGAUGAAUACCCUCCAGAUGCCAAUCAGGGUUUUGACAUUCCAUCUGCAGUAGUACACUUCUCUGGUUUCCUUGCAAACAUGAGCUUCACUGAUAAUUCCUUACAAGUACCCUUAUUGUCCAAAUUGCAGGAAGAGAUCCCUGUUCUCUCUUACACGGAAGUACUACUAGUGCCUUUGACAACUCCCGAUUUUAGUAUGCCUUACAAUGUGAUAACAAUCACUUGCACAGUUUUUGCUUUGUACUUUGGAUCGCUGCUCAAUGCCCUACGGAGACGUGUUGGUGAGGAAGAAAGACUUCUAAGAGGAAAAGGAAAGAAGCCUGGGCCACUGACUUUGAUGUUGUCAAAACUUCUUGCCAAGCUGCAAGGGAAACCAUGGGAGCCACCAAAACCGUCGCAAUCACCACCUUCAAAAUCUUCCAGAAAUUAUAAGGUCAUACUGAAAGUCGCGAUUGUGGCCGGCGUUGCUAUUGCUUGGCAGUAUUAUUUUCAAUGACCAUGCA